AUGCAACAGAACCAGACGUAUUCUUGGUAUUCGACCGAGUUCGACGUUCCUCACGCAUUCGCCCAAAAGGGUCGUCGAGUCUUGCUGAAUUUCGAAGCUGUGGACCACGAGGCGACUGUCUAUGUCAACGGUGACAUAGUCGGCACUCAUAGGGGAGGCUACUGGCAUUUCAACUUCGACAUCACCAAGUUUCUUACCCCUCAUGGCACUAACACCCUACACGUCUUCGUAUUUGACCCUACGGAUCAUGAAGGUUACAUGAAUCCUGUUGGAAAGCAGACUCGUACUCCUUCGCACAUUUUCUAUACACCUUGCACGGGUAUCUGGCAGAGCGUAUGGUUUGAGUCGGUCCCAGAGACAUACAUCAACCAGCUGGAUAUCAUUGCUGACAUGUCCGGACAAGUUAACGUGACUGUUGGAACUGCUCACGCGAGUUCUGAUCAAGUUACCGUCUCCGUCAUCGAUAGCAAAGGAAAGGAGGUAGCUUCAGCAAAGGGUGUUGCUAACCAGGCUUUUGACUUCAUUGUGGACUCCCCUAGCCUAUGGUCUCCGGACUCGCCAACUCUUUACAAUGUUACCGUUAAGCUAGGGCAGGAUACUGUAAACUCAUACACAGGCUUCCGAACUUUCUCUGUCGGCGAAAUUGACGGAGUUAAGCGCCCGCUUAUUAAUGGCGAAUUCAUAUUCCAGUUCGGCACGCUCGACCAAGGUUUCUGGCCCGAUGGUAUUUACACACCGCCCAACCGAGAAGCUAUGGUUUACGACCUUCAGGUCCUGAAGGAUUUGGGUCUCAACAUGCUGCGAAAGCACAUCAAAGUAGAGAACGCUCUCUUCUACCGAGCUUGCGAUGAACUCGGACUGUUGCUCAUCCAAGACAUGCCGUCUAUGCCUCUUCGAACACCAGAUGCAGAGGAACAGGCUGACUGGGAACGCCAGCUAGACAUUCUCAUCCAGCAGCACAAAAACUACCCCAGCAUUUACACUUGGGUCAUCUAUAACGAGGGAUGGGGUCAGAUCACAGACUACUACCCAGAGUUCAACCUCACAGACCGCGUCAAGGCGCUUGACCCUACAAGGUUUGUUGACGCUACGACUGGGUGGCAUGACCACGGCGCCGGCGACUGGCACGACAACCACCACUACGCAAACCCGCAGUGUGGUACUCCUUUCUCCUCCAUCGAGUCCACACCUUACGACCACCAGCGCAUUGCCAUCCAAGGUGAAUUUGGAGGAAUUGGCCACAAUGUCUCCGAAGAGCACCUGUGGAAGGUAGAAGCCGCUGUCAACAGCAUCAACCAGACCUACGAGAUCGACCUGGAUCUCGACGCGUAUAACUACCGUGGCCAUCUCCUACUAAGUGAGCUGCGCGACCAGAUCGAGAAGUACGCAUGCUCGGCUGCCGUGUGGACUCAAACCACCGAUGUUGAAGGAGAAGUCAACGGCUUCCUCACUUAUGAUCGUCGUGUUCUCCGUCUCGACAAGAAUCAGUGGCAAGCCGAUAUCCAGGCUCUCUACGAUGCCGCGGCGGCCCGAGGCGGCAAGGCCUCGAAGAAGAGGAUGGCGCUAUGA
Molecule: messenger RNA, 1569 nt
Organism: Daldinia childiae
Lineage: Eukaryota; Fungi; Ascomycota; Sordariomycetes; Xylariales; Hypoxylaceae
Product: Beta-galactosidase
Exons: 6
Coding region: 1-1569 (522 amino acids)
Biological process (GO): carbohydrate metabolic process
Molecular function (GO): hydrolase activity, hydrolyzing O-glycosyl compounds
Source: RefSeq, a predicted model, not a curated record